CUCUCUCUGUACACAUCUAUCUAACACAGAUAAUAUCUCUAUAUUAAUGUCUUACUCUUUCACAUAGAUUUAAGCGUGUAAUUUCCAGUCUAAGUUAAAUCUUCAAUCAGUUCUUGGGAAAACAAAAUAAGUAGAGCAGGCAGUGUUUAGUAAGCAUAGCGCUGUUUCCCAAAGAAAAAAGAAAGUCUUUCCCGUUCACCGACGAUAAUGGAUAUGGAUUCUUCUUCUGAGAACUGGCUUGGCUUCUCACUUUCCAAUAUUAACAGCAACAGCAACAACAAUAGCAGCAUUAACUUGCCUUCUAAUAAUUCUUCAGAACUUUGCCUCUUCCAAGCUUUCAACUCCAAACCUAAUAGUAUUUUUCCCUUCUUCACUCUUCUUUAUUUUCGACUUCUCUAUCACAAAGAUCCUACAUGUAACUUACAUGUAGGAUCUCUGUCACUGUGCGGAGUGGAAGAAAAUGGAAAAGGUGCUGAUGGUCCGCCAAAGCUUGAGGAUUUCUUGGGAGGAACCUCAAGCAUUACUGCUGCAGCUACUGAAGUGUGUUGGGAAAAUCCAGCAACAACAACAACUACUACUUCUCUAUGUGAAUAUGGCUCUGAGCUGAAGACCAUAGCCGCUAGUUUUCUACGUAGCUUUUCUGCUGAUCAAAAUAAUUCGCAGAAUAAGCAGUUGGCUGUGGUGGCGUUGCCGCCGGCUAAGAAGGCAGUCGAGACCUUUGGACAACGCACCUCUAUUUACAGAGGUGUUACUAGACAUAGAUGGACAGGAAGAUAUGAAGCUCAUUUGUGGGAUAAUAGUUGCAGAAGAGAAGGACAAAGUAGAAAAGGAAGGCAAGUUUACUUAGGUGGUUAUGAUAAAGAAGAGAAAGCAGCUAGAGCUUAUGAUCUUGCUGCUCUCAAGUAUUGGGGUCCGACCACCACCACUAACUUUCCGGUAUUGAACUAUGAGAAGGAGCUUGAAGAAAUGAAGAGCAUGACAAGGCAGGAAUUUGUUGCUUCUCUUAGAAGGAAAAGUAGUGGGUUUUCAAGAGGAGCCUCCAUCUACAGAGGCGUCACAAGGCACCACCAACAUGGUAGAUGGCAAGCAAGAAUCGGAAGAGUGGCAGGAAACAAAGAUCUCUAUCUUGGAACCUUUAGCACCCAAGAGGAAGCAGCAGAGGCCUAUGACAUUGCUGCAAUCAAAUUUAGAGGACUAAACGCUGUGACGAAUUUUGACAUUAGCCGUUACGACGUUAAAAGUAUCGCCAGUAGCAAUCUCCCUGUUGGAGGGAUGAACAAUAAAUCAAAAACCUCAUCAGAAUCUGCUUCUGAAAGUAGUAAGAAUGUCGAAGGAAACCGAUCGGACGAUCGAGAUCGAGAUAUCUCCUCUGCUACCUCUGCUCCAUUUUCCUCUCAAGCUCCAAAUAUGGUCAACCUUGGUUUCGGAUUGCCUAUCAAGCAAGACUUUUCCGAUUUCUGGUCAAUCCUCGGAUACACUAAUGAUCAAAACAACGGUAGCAAAAACCCUAGUGCAAAUGCAACAUUCUGUCAUGGUCCGCCUGAUGGUACGACUAUUCAAACACAAGGUACAACAAUCAUCAGCAUGGAUCUCCCUGCUACUACAACCUCUCUGAAUGAAGUCAACAACAGUCGAGUCAUAUUCAAUGAAGAAGGGUACUAUCACCAGCAGCAGGAGCAGGAGCAGGAGCAACAAAGUGGUAGUUGUAGCACAAUAACUUCUGUCCCUAGUGACAUAAGCAUGGCCUUAAACAGCAAUGCCACUACUACUACUACUCUUGAUGGCUCUAAUUUUGGUAAUUGGAUGCCACCUUCUCUUCAUUCAUUCCAGACUACUGCAAAGAAUAACCUAGCACCAUUCCAGACCCCAAUUUUUGGCAUGGAAUAAAAUGGAAAAUAAUUGGAGGGAAAUUGAAAAGACGAGAGAAGUGGUGGACUUUUCCCUCUUGUGUUUUGAAUGGUUUUUUGUCACUUACCAAAGAAGUGGGCUGGUCAAAAAAGGUGGUAUUGGUGAAAUUUGCUUUUUUGCAUGGGCAAGAGAAGUGGGACGUACAAUAAUUUCACAGCAACUAAAACAGAGAUGGCAGGGUGCUAACUGAAUCUUUUUGAUUAAGUUGUUUCUUUACCUUUUUUUACUUUUUGCUUGUUUGACUGACAUGAGUUAUCUAUAGCUAGAAAAUCCCUUUUGUACA
Messenger RNA from Nicotiana tabacum (common tobacco), 2191 nucleotides. Its product is annotated as AP2-like ethylene-responsive transcription factor AIL5. Gene Ontology annotation, biological process: regulation of DNA-templated transcription. Gene Ontology annotation, molecular function: DNA-binding transcription factor activity; DNA binding. NCBI's taxonomy places the organism in Eukaryota, Viridiplantae, Streptophyta, Magnoliopsida, Solanales, Solanaceae. The record is from RefSeq and is a predicted model, not a curated record.